Molecule: messenger RNA, 3439 nt
Organism: Leptomonas pyrrhocoris
Lineage: Eukaryota; Euglenozoa; Kinetoplastea; Trypanosomatida; Trypanosomatidae
Exons: 1
Coding region: 197-3439 (1080 amino acids)
Cellular component (GO): endoplasmic reticulum membrane
Molecular function (GO): zinc ion binding
Source: RefSeq, a predicted model, not a curated record
AGUGCUUUACUUGGGUCCAACCCGUAGAGCCCGCUAUACUUGCCGUUUUGUGACGCGAGACCCGCAGCCGUCCCGAAAGCAAAGCAAAAACGGCUUCUUUCCCUCUCCCCUGCUUUGUGGAGUUCCUGCACCAUUUGACUUCGUUGUGGUUUCCUCUUUCCUCUUAAGCAUUUGUUGCCGCGGUGGCCGCACGUUGAUGGAGCCGUCAGUCGCUGCUGUGUGCCGCAUCUGCCAGGGCGAGGGUGGCCCCCUCAUUCGGCCCUGUCGCUGCGAGGGCAGUAUGGCCUACGCCCACCCCUACUGCCUUGCGGAGUGGAUUGCUUCGCGUGGGCGACUCUCCUGUGAGGUGUGCGGUGCCGCCUACUCCUUUCAGCUCGCUGUGAGGGACACGCCGUCUCUGCGGUCCAUCCGCGGUGCUGCACAGCUCACAGUUCUCUUCAUCCGAACGCUGCUGCGGCGUUGGUUUGUGAGGUUGGGCAUUGCUGGACAGGUUGCGGCGUGCCUCGUUACCCUCAUCUUCGGCACCUCCGCUAUUUGGGUGUGCUGUUGGCGCUGCGUAGCUCGUGGUCGUCUCAGCCUACGUGGCCAGUACAUCCCUCUACCGUUGUUAUGCAUCAUGAGCGUCUUGCUCAACAUCAUCCCUGGUGGUCUCCUCGUGUGUUAUGAGCGCUUCAAAGUGCUGGCGUUCGUCUACGAGGAUGCUAUUGAAGACCUCCCACCGGUGGUGCCCGCGCCGCUGCCACCGGAGACGCCCAUGGACGAAGCCGCUGCGGCGGCACUCAACAUACGCUUUACGAGUGUGCACAGUGACCACAACGGCAGCGGUGCUCCCGCUCCUGCCACGCACCGCUACGUUGCAAUUCGGCAGACGGGCAUGAAUACGGGCUCGGUGCUGCAGCUGCUACGUAAGAAGGUGAAGGAGGCAACGAAGCCAAGCCAGCGGAACCGCAUUUGGGACAACGCCGCACUGCGCUACAUCGCGCUUUUUCUUCUCAUCCACGUCGCGCUCGCCAGCGCUGUUGUGCUUGGCGACGCAACGCAGCAGUCUCUUGCCCUUCUCACACGUCUCCUCACUGUUAUUUCCAUUCGCUUCGCACUCAACAGGAGCUCCCCCUUGUGGGCUCUGCUCACAGAGGCGCUCGCGGCGGCGCCCCUCUCUUCACCGCUGUAUUGGUGCUCCGCGUUUAUAGUUGGCAUCAUGACGUUGCUCUAUCCGUUGCGGCUCGCUGCAGCGCACCUUGCCAGUUCUCACGCGCAGCUCUCCCGCACCUUAUCGCUCGUCUGCGUCUUUGCCCGCAGCGCGCUCUCCAUUGUCAUGAUGGUGGUUGUCUGGGCCACCGUCAUCCCUUGUAUCGUGUACGCCUGCCUCUUCCCCUUCUUUGUGGAGGGGGACGCGAGCGUCGUGAUGGCGCCGACGGAGGCGUGGCAAAUUCUGCGCAGCGAGCGGCUUCUCCCCUUCGUGUGCCGCGGUGCCUCCGUUGGCCCGCUGCCCCCGCCGGUGCGGCCGUUGACGCAGCCCCUCAACGUCGCCCGCGCGCUCUUCUUUGCCGCUCCGGACGUGUGGCGCGGGCGGAGCCCUUCUCUGUUCGAUCCCGUAUCUUGUGGGCUCGAGUCUCAGAGGACGUCGACACAAGGAUCAUUCUCACUGGCGGUCCACUUCGGUUCCUUCUGCGGGUGUGUGUUGCUGCGCGUGAGCACGCUGGCGACAUGGCUGACGCUUGUAGGUACGUUGCGUGCAACUUCUCUCUGGCUGCUGAGCGGAGCCUUUGCCGUACUCCUCCCCUACACCUCGCUCGCAAACUGCUUUCACGAUCAGCACGAUUUCUUCCGCACCUUUGUUCACUUGAAAGGCAGAGGCUUCUGGCGUGUACUCGGUGAGGUCCCAGCGUUCGUCGUGCUCUACACCAUCACCGUCGGUGUCGCCACCUUCGCCACGCUGCACCGCCUUUCACCCGACGCUUUUCCCCGCUCGGUGUCGUACCUUUCCUUUUACACCCUUACCCAUCGCUUCUCAGAGCUCGACUUUGUGUACAGCUGGUAUCGCAUCAUCAAAGCCGCACACAGCGGAGUGCAGACCGGUCUGGAGCGGCUUUUCCUCUCACGCGACGCAUCAUUCUCCGACAGUCGGCUGGCCUCGCAGGCCGAUCAGGUGCUCGAGCGCGGUGCCUACGUGGUGUGUCUGCUGUGCGCCAACGUACUCAUCGGCGUUUUGCUAGAGAGAGCCUCGUGGAACGGCUGGUUCCCUCUUUUCGGCUUCCUUCUGAACUUGGGCUGUCUCUCAUGGCUCGGCAUGGUUGUCGGCGGCGGCCUCCCCUCCCUCCGUCGCCGCCUUGCGGGCUGUGGAAUUCGGGCGACGAUGCUGUGCUUCUACGGUAUCUGGGUGACCUUUGAAGAGGGCGAUGUGUGUGUGUGCAACAAGCUGUCACGGGGCCGAUCCAACGUCAUCGCCGCUUCUCUGCUGCGCCACUCCUUUGAGCACAACGACCUGUGGCUUUCAGUCUUCUUUACACAACUGUUGGAUCACCAUGAUACAGAGGCUAUUCGGUGUUCAAGAGAGCUGCUGCUCCGCAUCAUGUCGCACACACUCAACCACGUCGGCACCUGCCCUCGACCGGCCGUGGCCGCCACACUUCUCGUCGUGGUCCCGUUUGGUCUGUGCUCUGCGUGGCACCUGGACUUUGUGACACCGGUGUCGACCGACUACAUUGCACUCCCGUUGUGGUUCUCGCUGCUGGCGCGGUGGGCGAUAGGGGCGUUGGCAGGCGGGGCGUGGGUGUUGGUUGAAGGACGUGUUCUGCGGACCGCCCUCUUUCGGCGCUGCCUUGAAUUUGCCCCACAGGUCAUCAUGGAAGGUCCAUCUUUGGAAACCACGCACGCUGUUUUGAUCCCGCUUGUGAUACACUGCGUCGCAGUGCGGCUGGUGAUUGCGGGGCUCGAGUAUCUCUAUGGCAGCGCACUCGCAACCGACUAUACGAGGCUCCCCGUGAUGGCAGCUGCGGUGUUGAUCCUCCUCGCGGUGGUGCAUAUGCGGGUGAAAAACGCAUUGUGGAGAUUUGGCCGCCACGUCGUGGCAGAGGGAGUGCGCGGUGGGCAGCGAGGAGCGCGACCGGCGGCUCCCGCACCCCCGCCUCUUGUCGAGCCACCCCAACACCCCAUGCCACCGCGGCUACCCGUUGAGCAUGCACCGGAAUGGCACGACGUCCCCGUGGAGGCCGCAGAGGAGGCGGCAGAAGAGGACCAAGUCGAUGUAAAUCACGUAGCGCCCGCCCCAGACGCCCAUCCGCCGCCACGGGAUGAGUUUCCACAGCACCAACCAAAGCACUCCAGUUUUAUGAGCCGAUUACAGGAGCGCAUUGCGCAGUGGGCUGCCUCGGAGAGUGCCACCGAUGUCGUGCUGGUGGACUACGCAAACCCCUCGUCUCCAUCGCCCCCGUCGUGA